This is a messenger RNA of Zymoseptoria tritici IPO323, 1122 nucleotides long. RefSeq lists its product as uncharacterized. The coding region runs from base 1 to 1122 and encodes 373 amino acids. The transcript has 5 exons. The record is from RefSeq and is a predicted model, not a curated record. Lineage: Eukaryota; Fungi; Ascomycota; Dothideomycetes; Mycosphaerellales; Mycosphaerellaceae.
AUGCAGAAGGUGAAGAGAGCCGCACCAGAGCGGCAGACAAACCCGCGGCCAAGGUCAAGUACCAUGCGGAUCGUCGAGCUUUCCCUGCGUCCAGCGACUGCGUCGCGCAAACCGAUCGACUGGCAGAUUGUCGCAAGUCGGGGAUGCCUUCGAGCAGCAAGCGAGAGUGGCGCGAGUGUGGAAGGUCACAGCGAUCGCCGAUGGAGCAAAGAAGAAGAGAGUGGAUUUGCGCUCGGUGACGACGAACAGACUGGCAAAGCUCUACCACUUUUUGGUCCACGCAUCUACACACGGGCGCAGGUUCAAGACUCAGGUAUCGCAGCGACGAUCACAACUCCGCGGACCUCACCCGUGCAGGUCGCUCUGUCCACGGCGUCAAGCGGUCGAGAUGAGGCUCGCGACGCUGGCCAUACGACGUGGCAGCUCAGGUCCUCCUUGGCGACACCACAAGAGUACCCGAUCGACUGCCAGCGACACCGUCUGCGUGCCACCGAUCUCCUCCUCAACCUCAUCCGGCACGAACUCCAGAGACAACUCAAGGCCUGCGUAGGAAUCGCAACUGACCAGGUGUUUGAGCAACAUCGAGACCAGGAACUAGGCGCAACAGAACGAACGACAGAAGGCGAACAAAGCUCCAAGAAGCCAAGCCGUCGCACUGUACGGAUGAUGGCGCAAUUCUCCCUACCACAGUCGCGUCUUGCGAGUUUGGACAUGCAGGACCGUCCGCCCGAGACCGACUCUGUCAACUGCGGCAGCUUUAUCACUCUGCACGCAUUCUUCGACGGGUAUGGUUUGAGUGCGGGAUCAUGCAAGAGUGACGAAGGUCACGAUGUCCCUACUGUCCGUAAGCUGUGUGAGAGCCUCAAAGAAGGCGAUCGAGCAGGGAAAAGGCGAAAGUUCCGGAGUGCGACAUCCAGUCCGGGCAUGUCCGGCGAGUGGACGCGGCGAUCCGUUGAAGUCGGAACGAGCCAAGUCAACGACGAAUCUCUGCGUGCGAACUCCGAAAGCAUCCUCAACUCGCAGUCCCUCGAACUCACAAGUCCGCCGCCAACGAAACCUCCGCCUACCUAUUGUCCAUUUGUCUACGAUGUGCGCAACCGCGCGUCUGCGCCCGGCGAAUGA